GUCCCGCCUGCAACGCUGUAUCCAGUUCUCUUUAUACAUCCAUGGUUGGCACUUGGCACUAGCAGUUACGGCUAACUUUAGGUUAGCAACAUCAGCUAGCUUAUUUUAAAUCUGAAUACGCAUUCACGUUUACAUAGUUAGCUAUUACCUGUGUUAUGUUUCCUGGCAGUUAAAGUUAGAUAACAUUUACAGAGAGUUGGGAAGUUUAACUCCCUUCAAAAAAAAUAAUCAUGGCGUCGCUGCGGUUCAGUUCAUAUGCAGAGGAGCAGUUCUGACUUUGGGCUGUCAACAAGCGAGCUGACCCUAGCUAACCAGCUAGCUGUCCUGCUAACAUGGCCCACAUAGAAAACGGCCGGCAAUCCUUCGACACAAUGAGUAUCCGGACUAUUAGCAGCAGUCGUAUGGACGAUGAAAGCUCUCUGGGAUCGGAUUCAGAGAUCAAUGGAUUCACCAGCGACAGACAGACCGACAAAUAUGGAUUCAUUGGUGGGGCACAGCAGACGGACGGCUCAGCGCAGGAUUUGCCUCCACAGGUGCUCCGGCAAAGGGAGGUGAAGUGGCUUGACAUGCUCAGCCACUGGGACAAGUGGAUGAUCAAGAGAUUCAAUAAGGUAAGACUGCGGUGCCAGAAAGGAAUUCCUCCUGCCCUCAGAGGUCGUGCAUGGCUCUACCUGUCGGGGGGGAAGGUGAAGAAGGAGCAGAACCACGGAAAGUUUCAGGAGUUGGAUAGCCAGCCUGGAGACCCUAAAUGGGUAGAUGUGAUUGAGAAAGACCUCCAUCGACAGUUUCCUUUCCAUGAGAUGUUUGUGUCUCGGGGAGGACACGGGCAGCAGGACCUGUUCCGUGUUCUUAAGGCCUACACUCUGUACCGACCAGAGGAGGGAUACUGCCAGGCUCAGGCUCCCAUCGCUGCUGUUCUGCUUAUGCACAUGCCUGCCGAGGAUGCCUUCUGGGGACUGGUCCAAAUUUGUGAGAAGUACCUUCCUGGCUACUACAGUCCAGGCCUGGAAGCGAUACAGUUGGAUGGAGAGAUCUUGUUCGCUCUGCUGCGACGUGUCUCCCCGCUAGCUUACCGCCAUCUGGAGAAACACAAGAUCGACCCCAUCCUCUACAUGACUGAGUGGUUCAUGUGUGCCUUCUCCAGGACGCUGCCCUGGGCCUCGGUGCUGCGUGUCUGGGACAUGUUCCUCUGUGACGGAGUGAAGAUAAUCUUUCGUGUGGGUUUGGUGCUGCUGAAGUGCAUGCUGGGAACCCGGGAGAAGCUGAAAGCCUACCAGGGACAGUAUGAGACCAUGGAGCUCCUCAGGGCCAUAGAGCCUCGAUACAUGCAGGAAGGCUUCCUGGUCCGAGAGAUUCUGGAGGUGCCAGUGACAGCGCGGGACGUGGAAAGGGAGAAUUACACCCAGCUGAAGCGCUGGAAGAAGAACCGCGGAGAGCUGAAUUUUAAAUCCCCCCCCAGGUUGCACGGUGCCCGGAUCAUCAUGUUGGCCGAGCCUCCGAGGCGCCAGGACCUGCAGCAGAACCCCACCAUCGUACUGGAUGUGCCUGAGCCCGCCCCGCAGCUGAAGAAGGGAAAGGAGGAAAAGAAAAGCAUGAAGAAGAGGAGAAGCAUAAAGAAGUCCCAGGCCAUCCUGAAUAUCCCGAAUCCUUACUCUCUUCCCAGUGACCCUCCUCCUCCACCACCCUCAGAUCCACCCGCUCCACCUCCAGUCAUCAUCGAGACGCCAGAGGCUGUGCCGGAGGCUGUGCCGGAGACUGUGCCACAGACUGUGCCGGAGACUGUGCCGGAGACCGUUCCGGAGACCGUUCCGGAGACUGUGCCAGAAACUGUGUCAGAAACUGUGCCUGAAACUGUGCCUGAAACUGUGCCUGAAACUGUGCCUGAAACUGUGCCAGAAACUGUGCCAGAGACGGUGCCAGAGACUGAAACUGACCCCCUUCAGCAUCAGGAAACUCCACUUCAGCGAUCCACACAAAGCCUUAGCAGCACAGAUCAGGACACAUACCUGUAGACCCACAGAAGUGUGUGUGUGUUUGUGUGUGUGUGUGGAAGCACCAGCACGCUUCAGCCAACAACCAGCCAGCCUUGCCAAGGUUUAUUAUUCUAAUGUUGGACUGUUAGUUAUCAUUUAUUCAUUUUAGACACCAUUUUGCCUAUGAUAUUAUUGGUAUACACUAAAGCGGCAUUGCUACGUGUAAAACUACUUUAUUGCUUACGCUGUUUCUACACAUGAAGCUGAUGUUACCUGUAGGGCUGCAACUAACAAUUUUUUUUUUUUUAAUCAAUUAAUGUGCAGAUUAUUUCAAGAUUAAAGGAUUCAUCGUUUGGAGUAAAAAAUGUCAGAAAUGUUGUAGUUUCUCAAAAUCCAGAAGAAAUUACUUUUUUUUCGGUCCAAAACCCAAAGACAUCCAGUUUAAGUUUGAGAGGCUGCAAAACUACAUUUUCUGACAUUUUUACAUCAAAAACAUCUAGAUGAUUAAUCGAUUUGCAAUUAAAUGGGAAAUGAUUUUUCUGUCGAUCAGCUAAUCGACUAGUCUAAUAAGCGUUGCAGCUCUAGUCCCUUCCUGUUCCCCGAUUCAUGAUGCUCUUACUCAGUACAUAAGUCUUAGUUUUCUGUUUGUAAGGGAGACAUGUUACAGUUUUUGGGAGCAAAAUCAUUUCUUCAGAGAUAAAUGAAACUUAAAGAACUAUGUGCCACAGCGUAUACGGUUUUUCGUACAUUUCCAUUCAAAUUCAACACUAGAGUUCAUGUGAGUGUAAGAACUACGUGCUUUUCAUCUUCUUAAGCUUUUUCAUCUCAUACUCGUCCACUAGAGGGCAGCCUUGCAGAGGUUACAGCUGUUACAUUUCCUCUCAGUAAAGUACAUCACAGCAGGAGGAUGGGAUUUAUUUUUGGGAGGUAUUAUUCUAAGAUUGAGCUUCAUUCUGUUCUUUUUCAGUUUAGCAUGUGCUUGUGCAUUUCCUGUUUUUGGAAUCCUAAAUUUGGAUUGAAAUUCAUCUUCCUGAAUCUAUGGGUCACACCACACUGUGCAAAGUAUUUUCUUACAAGCGCUAUUUAUUUUACAAUCUAAACGUGUAGUGUGUUGUUUGUGCAUGCCUUGCUAUUGUCACUUUUUUAAGAGUUAGUUGGAUUGAUGUGGCUUAACUCCUAAUAUUCCCUGUGCCAGGCACUUCCAGCCACUUUAAGGGAGCAGCAAUUACUUUACUUUGGCAGCAGAGAGAUCACAGGACAUUCCUCGCUGUAUGACACAUUCCUUCUGCCUUGUUAAAAGCUUAUCAGUCCGAAAGCUGUCUCUUGCCAAACGCAAAUGUCCAUAAUGUAUGAUUUUGUGCAUGUGUUUCCUGUGACAUCUUGGGACAGUGAGUGAGUGAAAAUCACCUAAUGGUGCUGACCCUUUCUCUUGGUCUGCUCAGAAAACCGAUUGGAGCAGAUUUAGCUAAUCUUGUAGUGUGUUUGAUCUUUUUUUUAAUAUUAUUGCUAGAAUUUCCAAAGCAGAUCAAGACUGUUGUUUUGAAAUGCCUCACGACCGCUACCUGUGACCAGGCAUAUUCUGUUACAUUCAAAAUAAGUGAUUUCUAAAUUUCUUUGGGAUAUUUGUAGCAUCUCAUUUUGGAGAACUGGGCCUAUUUCUUUGGGAAAUAUAUUGUUACAUGCAGUGGUUGUUUUUCAAAACAUAUUGGACAAUCUUUUUUGUGAGGGUCUAACUUUCGUCACAAGGGUAAAGGGAGUUUUGACAAGCAUGAGCACACGUGUAUGAUGUGUUUGCAUCUAUGAUUAAUAUAAAAAAGUGUCUGCCUAAAAAAAGAGCAUGUGUUGGGUCAGUUCUAAAAAGCAAUGAUGUUUUAAUUGAUAACACUUUUUCAAACCGCUCUGUAUGCAAUGUUUUUUUUGUAGUUAUAUUACACAACUCACAUUUCGCUGAUGUUUAUUUUUAAUUUAAUCCUGUUGUGUAGAUAAGACAUGUAAAAUAACAAUUGUUUUGUAAGGAAAUCUAUUUUUCAAUGUGUAAUGCUAUAUUUUAUUGAGCAGUUCCAGAAACUGCAGAGGAGACAUCAUCAAAUAAUUUGAAGUUCAAGACAAUAUAUAUAUUUUUAAACAUUUGUAACAGUAGAAGAAAAACAAUACUUUCAAGUUAACUUUUAGAGCAUGUCAGAUGUUUUUGUUGCUCUAAAUAAGAUUGGUAUUGUUUUACAAUUAUUGUGCUACAUUCAGAUUAUAAAAGUGAGAUUUGACAACCCUAAAGUUUGCAUCAUCACAAGUUUUAAUCUUACAAAUAAAUGUUUGUUUAAAGCCAAA
Messenger RNA from Trematomus bernacchii (emerald rockcod), 4298 nucleotides. Its product is annotated as TBC1 domain family member 10A-like. The transcript has 9 exons. Lineage: Eukaryota; Metazoa; Chordata; Actinopteri; Perciformes; Nototheniidae. The coding region runs from base 333 to 2012 and encodes 559 amino acids. The record is from RefSeq and is a predicted model, not a curated record.